Messenger RNA from Closterium sp. NIES-67, 6345 nucleotides. Lineage: Eukaryota; Viridiplantae; Streptophyta; Zygnematophyceae; Desmidiales; Closteriaceae. The record is from the annotation of a GenBank genome assembly.
CGUGACGACGAUUGCCAGGAAUUGCAGCUUAGCCUUCCGCUCGAGCUUCCUGCAGGAUGUUUUUGAAAUCGUUUUUUUAAUAGCCUCCAGUUUCAGGCUCCCCUCGUCAUGGGCACCUUCCACGUUGGCUGUCCGCUUACAUUGAAGCCGAUAUGUCGCUGCUCUUUCGGCUCCAUCGGACCAGUGGCUGCCUGCCAUGUGGACGCGCAAACAGCCGCGCUGGCUUGGUCCUUGUGGGAGCGGGGGAAGCUUGGGAUGCCGAGGACGCGAGUGGGGGGACGAGAUGAUGCGGAAACUGGCGAUACUGUACCGGAUGGUGCUGUAACGGAUGGUGCUAUAACGGAUGGUUCUGUAAUGGAUGGUGCUAUAACGGAUGAUGGGUUACUGUACGAUGGAAUGGUGGAGAUUGACGUCCCGCCUUGUGAGAGCGAAGACGACUGGGAUGAUGGUGGGGAGAUCGUUCAGCCUAUCCUGCAUGCGCCGCGACCACCUCAUGCUGGUUACCACCCGGCUGGUUACGUGCCUGGCUCGGUUUUGGCUACGGGGGGGGAAGCAGCUUGGGGCGUGUCAGCCUUUGGAGACCAGGCACUGGACCCAUCAGUGACAGCAGCAGGAGGGGCAGCAGCAGGGGACGGUAUUCCCAAGCCUAGGAACCAGGGCCCCAGGCGUCCUCCCAAGCCUAAGAUGUCGGCUCGGGCCAAAGCUCUCGCUGCGAGCAAGAAGGGCAAAGCUGGGGCAGCAGCUAAGGCGGCCAGAGCGCAUGCUGCUGCCACUGCCGCUGCUCUUGCAGCGGGGCUCCCGCCGCCUCCCUUGCCUGCUGUGGUCGUUGCUGCUCUCGCUGCUGCUGCCAAUAGUGAUGAUCCCCUUCCUCCGUUUCUUGCUGCUGCUGCGGCUGCUGUUGCUGCUGCCGAUGCGGCGGCGGCCAAGGCUGCUGGCAAGCCUGGCAGUAGUGGCACCGCCGCUGCUGCGGCUUCUGUGCGUGCUGGUACUGGUGCUGGUGCACGUGCUGCUGACUCGUCUGAUCUAGAGCCUGUGCUCUCUCCGCCCCCUAGAACUGCCCAAUCACGAACGAAUCUUGCAGCUGCUGCCUCCCCCUUGCCAGCCACGCCCUCCAAGGGUGCUACAGCUGCUGCAGGUGCUGUUACUAUGGCUGCAGCGCCUUCCCCUGACCUAUCAGCCAGUGCGUCUCUUGCAUCAUCAGGCCCGGAAUCUGAUGCACCACCACCACCACCACCACCAGCACCAGCAACAGCAGCAGCAGCAGGUGCCGGGGCUGCCCCUGAGCCAGCAAAAGAAAGAAGGUGUACGAUUAAGAUCAAGGGAGGCGCUCAGAGGAAGGUUCUUGUGUUGGUUUCACCUGAAAAACCACCUGAGAUGCCGGCGGGGCAGUCUGGCCGCCCGCCUGCUGCAGGUGGUUACUCAGGGUUGAAGGGAGCUGAGUCAGCUACAGUGCGGAGUGAGUCAGCAACAGUGCGGAGUGAGUCAGCUACAGUGCAAAGUGGAUCGUCUACGGUGCCACUGGGGAGUGAAAUAGUGCCCAGAAAGCCAAAGCACGUUAUCAUCAUUUCACGGAAGAAACAGGCUGCAGAGGAUGGCGCUGGUGGUGCUGCUGCUGCUGGUACUGCUGGUGCCGCUGGUGCUGGUGAUGCUCUUGGUGGUGGUGGUGCUGCUGCUGGUGCAGAAACAGUGCAUAGGAAACCAGAAAUUGUGGUGGCAGCGAGGGGGAAGCAGGUAGCUGGUGGGGAGAGUGGUACUGGUGGGGAAGCGGGAGGUGGUGGCAUGGGUGGGGAAGGAGGGAAGGUGGGAGUGAGGCUGAAGUUAAGGCGCAGGCUCAAGGUGAAGCUGCUUGAAGGGAAGGUGGUAGUAGAGGGAGAUGCGAAGGCAGGGAAGGGCGGUGAGCAGGGGACGAAGGACGGUGGCGCUCUAGCCCAAGGGGGGCCUGGACGACGAGGAGAGGGAGGGGAGGGUGCGAAGGCAGGGGAGAGAGGAGAGAGACGAGAUGAUGGGGGGGAGAUGAGGGAGGGGGGAAAUGGAGGGAAGGAAGGGGAGGGAGGCGAGAGUGGAAAGAGAGGGAAGAGGGAGGAGAGAGAGAAGGGAGGGGUGACAGGAGCGAGAGAGGAAAGGGGAAAAGAAGGAAUCAAGAGGGACAGGGAGGAGAAGAAAGCGAGGACACGUGAGGCAGAGGAAGGGGGAGAGGGAGGGAGGCGAGGCACGAGAGAGGGGAAAGCGGAGGGCGAGAAGGGAGGGAGGAGCGUGGAGGAAGAGACAGGGGGGUUGCUGAAGAUGGUCCCUCCAAAGAGGGGACGACCUGUCGGUGGCUCCAAGGCAGCAGCAGCAGCAGCAGCAGCAGCAGCAGCAGCUGCUGCUGCUGCAGCAGCCACCGCAGCUGCAGCGGCGGCAGCGGCAGCAGUAGCUGACCCUGACCCUACUGCCAGUACCCCUGAUGCGGCUGUGGCUGCUGCUGCUGUUCCUGAUGCUACCAGUGAUGCUGCUCGCUCUCCUGCCGCUGAUGCUGCUGCUGAUGCUGUGGCUGAAGCAGCGGCCGAAGGAGGGGAGAAGGGUGGCGAGGCGACACCGUCAAAACUGCUGAAAGCAGCAAGAAAGGGGCGGGGAGAGAAGCUGAAGCCGUGUGUGAUCGCCCUAGAGGCUGUGGAGGGGAGAGAAGGGGGCGGGGAGAAGGGAGGGGAGGAGAAGGGUGGGGCGGAGAAGGGUGGGACGGAGAAGGAGGAAGAAGAGGAGAGGGGGGAGGCGGCGGUGGGAAAUAAAGGCCGGGAAACGGGUAGGGAUGACAAAUUGGGGGGAGGUAGCAUGGUGGGUGGAGAUGGAAGGGAGAGGGGGAGGGAAAGGCAUGGGGAUGGGAGGAGGAGGAAGCGGCAUGAGAGGGGGAGAGAGAGAGAGGUUGUGGGGAAGGUGGGGGGAGAGAGGGAUGAGGCAGCCGAGGGGUUAGAGAGAGAGGAAGAUACAGGGGGGAGAGGAGGGGGAGGAAGGGAGGAUGGAAGGGAGGAUGCAAGGGUUUCAAAUGUAUAUGCUGAGGGUGAAGAAAGGGGGGAGACAGGCAAGGGGGUGACGAGGCGUGAUGGGAAGAGGAGGGAGCGAAGGGAGGAGGGGAAAGGGAGUGUGGAGGAGGUGGGUGGGGAGGAACGACAGGAGGUGAGGAAAAGAAGAGGGGAGGAGGAGCAGAGGAAGGGACGGAGGGAGGAGAGGGAGGGGAGUGGGGCUGAGGAGGGGCAGGAAAACGAAGGGAAGGGAGGGAGACCAGUGCGGCAUGAGGAGACAGGGCGACAGAAGAGGAAGGAGAGAGGGAGGGAGGGCAGCGGUAGGAAGGGAAGUGGGGAUGGAGGGGGGGAGGAAGGUGGGGCAGAAAGGGUCACGGAGGGAAGAAGGAGGGCAGUGGCAGUAGAUCGGGAGGAGGGAAAGGAGGGGGAAAAGAAUCACAGGGGCGACAGAGAGGUGGAUGAGCAGGCAGAGGAGGCUGCGAGAACUUUUGAGUCGACUCAAAAGUCACGUUGUUACAAUGAGGGGGGGGAGGAGGCGGAGGGAGGGGACGGGGCAAGGGAGGAGAGGGAGGAGGCUGUAAGUGGGGUAAGGAGGGUGCACGAGUGGAGGGGAGGGAGAACUGGGAGAAGGGGAUGGGAGGGGAGUGAGGGGGGCGAGGGGAGUGUGUGUUGUGGGCUGUGUGUGGGCGAGGAGGAGGAGGGGAGUGUGAAGGCUUCUCGCAUGGUCCCCUGCCCUCAGUGCGGUCGCAGGUUCCACCGGCACUGUCUGCUGGGAAUGGCUGAGAACAGAGGCAAGCUCGACUGGCGGGACUGGGUCUGCCCUGGAUGCAUCCGCUGUGAGGCCUGCCACCGGUAUGGAGAGCCGAGUUCCAUCCUGUGCUGCUACCGCUGUGACCGGGGCUACCACGCUGCUUGCACUCAGCUGCACACCAAGUCCCCAUUCAAGGGUCCCUUCCUCUGCCCCAGCCACACGCAGUGCCACAGCUGUGGCUCCAAAGUGCCUGGGAGUGGCACGUCCUCACGCUGGUUCUUCAACUACAUGCUGUGUGACGCCUGUGGCCGGCUCUUUGUCAAGAAGAAGCACUGUCCCGUCUGCCUCAGGGUGUAUCGGGACUCUGAGCCAACCCCAAUGGUGUGUUGUGACAAAUGCGAGCACUGGGUGCACUGCGCGUGUGAUAAUAUCAGUGACGAGCAGUACAUGCAGUAUCAGACGAACGCUGACCUCUCCUACACCUGCCCUGCCUGCCUGGGCCACGCUCCGAGUGUGGCAACAGCAGCCGAGGCAACUCAAGAGCUCUGGGCGCGGUUUAAAGAGCGGGUGAAGCACAGCAAGGUGGGAGGAGGGGAAGGGGGAGAGGGGGAAGCGGAGGAGCAAGAGGAGAGUAUUUGGUCCAAGAAGAGAGGACAGAGGAAGGAAAAGAGGGAGGCCAGAGAGGGCGGAGUGGGUAAAGAGGGCAGAGAGGGUAGGGGAGCGGUGUUGCUGCUGGCUAAGAGGGAGGAGCAGGAAGGCGAGGAGGAAGGGGGGAAAGGGGAGGGAGAAGGAGGAGGAAGAAGGGGAGGAGAGGCGGAUGGGGGAAGAGGGGAGGGAAGAAGGGGGAGGGGAGGGGAUGGGGAAGAAGGGGGGGAGGAGGAGGGGGAGGAAGAGAGGGAGAAGGCCCCUCCCCCGUUUUCAGAGAGUGAGGGAGAGGAGGAGGGGGGAGGAGAACAGGGAGGAGGAGGUGGUGCUGAUGGUGUGGGCAGGAGGGGAAGGAGGGCGGGGGUAGGGAAGGAGAAGGGUGGCGAAGACGAGGGUUUAGGGAAGAGGAAAAGGAGGAAAGGGGCAAGAGAGGAGGAGGAAGUGGUCAGAGAGGGCGAUGGGGGAGGGGAGAGGAAGAGGAGGAGGAGGAAGAGUGGCAAGGGGGAGGAGGAAGAAAGGGCAGAGGAGGGAGAGGAGGGGGGUGAGGGACGAGGGGAGGAGGGGAUACGAGUGCGAAUAAGGCUGAAGAGGAAGAGAGGGGAGGAUGUGGGGGGGGAGGAUCAUGAGAAGGAACGAAAGGGAGAGGGGAGGGAGAGGAGGAAGAGGAGGGGAGAGCAGGAAGAGGCGAGAGAAAGGGGCGAAGAAGAGAAGGAUGAAGCAGCAGGGGAGGAGGGAACUAUUGGGGAGAGACCAACAGAGAAACGUACUCAAGCAGAGGGAAAAGGGCGGGUGGGAGAGAGAGUAGGAGGGGAAGCAGGAGAGGUUGGGGAUUUCCAAGAGGAGGUGAAGAGGAGGAAGAGGAGGCGGAAGGAAGGGACGGAAGACGAGGGGAGAGUAAGUGAGAAGGGAGGGGAAGUUAGGGAGGGAGAGGAGGCGGAGGAGGAAACAGCAAGGGAGGAGGGUGAUACGAGGAAGGGAGAGGGCGUGGAUGGUCGGACCAAGGAGGGCGGAGCACUAAGGAGCGAGGAGCACAGGGAGGGGCAGAGACGGGGGCAGCAAGAGGGAUGCAAGGAAGCAGUGGGGAAGGGGGACGAGGAUAAGGAGAAAGAGAAGUGCGGGGCAGAGGCGGAAGAAGCACGGGGGAAGGAGGAAGCCAAGGAGAAGCUAGGGGAGAAUCGAGGGGAUGAGAAGGAAGAGGAGCAGGAUGAAGGGCGGGGGAAGGAGGGGCGGGAAAAUGUGGGUGGCAGAGUGAAGGGCAUGGCCGGCAUAGAUGUGAUUAUAGGGGGUGCUGGGCGGGGGCGGGACACCAAGGAAAAAGGGCGAAGGGAACAGGGGAGGGGGGAACAGGGGCGGAGCUUAGGUCGGGGGGGUGUAGGUUCGGGGAGCGCAGGUUCGGCAGGUGAGAAGGUUGGGGAUGGGGAGGAGCACAGCAAGGUUACAGAGCCCCCUCCUGCUCAUCGCGCUCCUAAUAAUGCUGCUGCUGCUGUGAAUGAUGGUGGUGCUGGUGCUGUUGCUGGUGCUGCUGCUGGUGCUACUGCUGGUGCUGCUGCUGGUGCUGCUGGUGGGGAUGGAGGGGUGAGGGGGCUGAAGCUGAGGAUUCGAAGGGCGCUUGAGACGGGAGGAGUGAGAGGAGGGAAGGACAGCGAGAAAGAGAGCAAGGCAGGCCUGUAGUUCACAGGGGUGCCUGAGCUAGCACAAGGCCAGUUCGAUUUAAGGACUGAGGGUCCUAACUGUCAAACACAUCUGUGUGAUGUUGUAGACCAUAUAGGGUUGUGCCUUAGAAAGUACAGCCCCCUAGGUUAUAAUGCCUUGUACUCUCACAUUCUAGUCAUUCUUUCAGUUUGACAUGGGCUGACUUUUCAAAAAAAUGCACUCUGAUUUUACCCCCAAAAAAAUUCCGCAAGUCUGAAGGACCAUUUUCCAGAUUUUGCCUACUCUGAAAUCUCAGUAUCC